Moneuplotes crassus is the source of this 983-nucleotide messenger RNA. The record is from the annotation of a GenBank genome assembly. Lineage: Eukaryota; Ciliophora; Spirotrichea; Euplotida; Euplotidae.
UUGAAUUACAAAUAUGGCUACAGUGCACAAAACCAAGCCAGGAUUCUCCUCUCCUCGCAGACCUGUCUAUCAGCAGUCGUCUCAAUUAGCUGUCUUGAAAGGUCUAUUCGCAGGAAGUAUGGGAGGAAUAGCACAAGUUUGCGUCGGAAUGCCAUUCGACACUGUGAAAGUUAGGAUGCAAAACAACUGAUCUAUCAGUCCUCUGUACAAGGGAUAUCUUCAUUGAAUCAGUUCGAUUUUGUACAAGGAAGGCCCACUGGCAUUCUACAAAGGUGCCCUCUCUCCAUUCACUGGGAUUUCAUUCUGUGUCUCACUUCAGUUCGGAGGUUUUGAGCUUAUGAAGAGAGUUGUGAUGCAUCAGCACACCAAGCAAGGAAGAGAGAAUCCUCAGAUACUUAGCAAACCUGAAAUUAUUGCCUGCGGAUCUGUGGCAGGAGUCUUCAAUAGUAUGGCCUCAACCCCUGUAGAACAUAUAAGAAUUAGGAUGCAGCAACAAAAAUAACAAGAAAGGAGAGAAAGGAAAAUUUUCUGGAUCUUACGAUGCUGUCACUCGUAUUUACAGAAAAUAUGGAUUCUCAGGAGUCAUGAAAGGCUAUUGCUCAGCUCUUUGCAGAGACUCGAUAGCUUACGGGGUGUAUUUCGGUACAUACUCAACUCUUAAGUCUAAAAUAAUCGGCGACCAGCCAAACCCGAGCAUCCUUAAGAUCCUUCUUUGCGGAGCCUUGACUGGAGAAGUUUUCUGGAUCACAGUAUACCCAAUUGAUCUUUGUAAGACUAAGAUUCAAUCAGAUCCCUUUAGAGGAGGGAAAUUCACCGGCCUGAUCCCAACAGCUAAGGAGAUCUACCGUCUCGAAGGCUUCAAAGGUUUCUAUAGAGGGUAUAUCACAUGUGUUUGUAGAACUCCAUUCUCUUCUGGAUUUACCUUUGUCACAGUGGAAACAGUCAUGAAAUUAAUAGGACCUCUAGGAGCAACUCUCGAAUAA